Molecule: messenger RNA, 754 nt
Organism: Medicago truncatula (barrel medic)
Lineage: Eukaryota; Viridiplantae; Streptophyta; Magnoliopsida; Fabales; Fabaceae
Product: auxin-induced protein 15A
Exons: 1
Coding region: 293-574 (93 amino acids)
Biological process (GO): response to auxin
Source: RefSeq, a predicted model, not a curated record
CUAAGACAACACCAUGUGAUCUUAUAUAUGCUCUUGCCUCCUUGUAGAUUCUUUGACCCUAACCUAAAUUUUAAUUCUAUACUAUAGGAUACCCCUCCUUCACCAAUCAUUCAAGUAGGCAACUGUUUCUCAAAAUUAGUUCUUACAUCUAUAUAUAUUCAAGGCUACAAGCAUUUAGGACCAACACAAAACAUUCACAUCCUAAAGCAUUCAGAUUUCAAAAACUUGGUCUUUGCUUAAAAGUUUAUUUUAUUUUUAAACCAUUUCUUCUAAAGUUUUAACACAUACAACAAUGGGUUUUCGUUUCCCUGGUAUCAUCAGAAAGGCAUCAUUUUCUGCAAACCGAUCAGCUUCAAAAUCUGUGGACGUGCCAAAGGGAUAUCUUGCAGUAUAUGUUGGAGAGAAACAGACGCGGUAUUUAAUCCCCGUAUCAUACUUGAGCCAACCUUCAUUUCAAGGCUUGCUGAGUCAAGUUGAGGAAGAGUUUGGAUAUGAUCAUCCCAUGGGUGGCCUCACCAUUCCUUGCACGGAAGAUGUCUUUCAACAUAUAACUUCUUGCUUCAAUGGGCUAUGAAUCUGAGACCAAAAGAGUCUGACAUAGUUUAGUAGAGACAUUUUUUGUAAACUAGGCAUCUGAUGAAUUUAUGGAGUAUAUAUAUAUUUUUUGUUUAAUGAAAACGAAUUCGACUACUCAAGCUGAUCCUCUAUGUUUAUGUUUAUUGCACUUGCUAUAAGAAGAAAUUUUUUUUCCCUA